Messenger RNA from Geodia barretti, 672 nucleotides. The record is from the annotation of a GenBank genome assembly. NCBI's taxonomy places the organism in Eukaryota, Metazoa, Porifera, Demospongiae, Tetractinellida, Geodiidae.
AUGAGUACCAAUUUCACAAUAGAAUUAACGCCGCGCGAAGAUUUCGGUUCUUCAAAUAGUCGCAGAUUGCGACGCGAGGGAAUGGUGCCUGUCGUAAUUUACGGCGCCGACAAGAAAAACGCCCAUUAUGUGACUGAGCAUGAUUCAUUGGUGCACAUCCUUGAAGUCGAAGCAUUUCACUCUGCCAUCAUUGAUGUCAAGGAAAGCGGUAAGAAACAGGGAGCAAUUCUUCGAGAAGUUCAAAUGCACCCAUACAAAUCGCAAGUGAUGCAUGUAGACCUGCAACGUGUGAAAGCGACUGAGACGAUUUCGCUUCGGGUUCCGCUCCACUUCAUUGGCGAUGAUAUUGCACCUGGAGUGAAAACCACCGGAGGUAUAUUUUCUCGGCUCAUAGUAGAUGUUGAAAUCCAGUGUUUGCCGAAGAAUCUUCCGGAAUUUUUGGAGGUCGAUGUAAGUGAGCUUGAGUUGAACCAGGCGGUGCAUAUUUCAGACAUUGUUCUGCCAGAGGGCGUCGAAUUGACUACCGCCUAUCACGAUAGCGACGACUACGCGAUUGCUUCCGUCACGCCGUCCAAAAUCUCGGCAGAUUUUGAUCAAGAGGAAGCAGAAGCAGAAGCAGAAGAGCUGGAGCUCGCUACCGUUGCGCCACCGGAGGUCGAAUCAUCGGAUUGA